Molecule: messenger RNA, 6573 nt
Organism: Spirometra erinaceieuropaei
Lineage: Eukaryota; Metazoa; Platyhelminthes; Cestoda; Diphyllobothriidea; Diphyllobothriidae
Source: the annotation of a GenBank genome assembly
AUGACGAUUUCACGCUCCCCUGAGCACUUCCAAGAACGUCUCGGAGGCCGUCAGUCGCACUCACGCGCUGCUCGUAAGCAACCAAUCGAUGAAACCGAAAUACCCGCUGCUAUGACAGGAAACGCCUGGAGGCGUUUGUUGAAUCCGGUAAAUUGAGCAUGUCGAAGAAAGGGGAAGAUUACUCCGAACGUCGACGACCAGUCACGAGUCAACAAUGGGGAAGGCUGAUAUCAGUUCUCAAGUCGCGACACAUUCGACUGGAACCUGAUGCACCUCCACGUUCAACCAGGCCGGAAUUUCCAUGACAGCUGAAAACCAUGCCCACAGCGGACUGUCCCAUUCAGUGUUCGUCGUCUCGCAGUCUAUAAAUUAUCAAGAUUGUCUACCCCCUUUGUUCUUAUUCCGGGUAAAACUUCGCCUGGGCCGGUUGCUUAUUCGCGCGAGGAGGACGUGGACGAACGCUUCCAGUAUCCCUACUAGUGAACCCAGCAAUCGCAUAACUAUCCCGCCCAACAACAACACCAGCGGUUAACUCACGAAAAUUAACAACUGAAAUAAGGGUCGUCAUGACAUCCUGUACGAAUAUUUACGAUGAGUGUAAUGACUGCAGAUACUAGAACCCCCGCCCCGCUGGCUGCUUCUCAUGUUGGUUUUGAGAGCGGGUUUGGAACGUCAUGCGAAAACUAUUUUUGCUUCGUCGGUCGAGUCUCAUCCUACUUUUCUACCAGUCCACAGCGAUCUGUCACUGCGAUUACAGACUGACGUUUUAACUUUCUGAAGACCUAUCUUGCUUUUAAAAGUUUUACUGCAGUCUCUCCAUCCAGCCUAGCAUUUUUUAAGCACGAGCUUAUUACACUCCUCAGUCGGCGCCGGUCGACGCAUGAUCAUUGCUGCAUAUGCAUUUAACAACAUGGAAAUCCAACCCAUGCUGUCUGAGGAUACGAUAAUUUUGAUAGUCAUUUGUUAAUCGGGUCUGUGUGCGAAGUUGGAAGUCCUUAUUACGGAUCGCCUAUGUUAGAGGUUCUGUAACGUUCCUGGGUAGUUACUUAAAGUAUUGUAUUAACUUGACUCUGACAAGUCUUUUGUGACUUUAAGGCGGAAGCUUCUAAGACCUCUCGAAAGUUCGGUUAUGCCAAAAGUGUGGGAAGUUGACGCGAUCGCCUGACGUUUUUGAUUUCUGCUCGAAUCCAUCAUCAGAGACAAUAGCAGAUGCGGGUGGUUCAAGCAAAAGAGGCUGCAGUAUUUAUAGGAUGCAGUCGCCAUGCUACCGCAUACCUAUGAAUAUACACGGCUCCCACCUCCUCUUCCUCCGGGAUCGUUGCACAUGGUGUGCUGACUGUUUGAUGGCCGGCAUUCGCGUCGUUAAUUGCUGCAAUUUUCAUCACUUACGUUGGAUGUUGGUGUGAUGAUUGCUCGACCAUCUGACGCACCGACCAUGGUGUUGGGAAAAGUGUUCACCUCUGCGCCCCCGGCGCGGCCAAUUACUCCGCCUAGGAGAAAUCUCAGCACUGAAUAUGGAAGAGGAAGGUCAUCGCACUUGCUAAUGGACUGGGAGCCAGUGAACUAUGACUCAAGCAAGUCGCGGCUUACGGGGUUGUCACCUCUAGCGAGAAUUUCAACCUCGUCAAAUUUGAAUGCGUGAUCGGUUCUCUUCGAAUGAACCGCAAUUCAGAAUUCACAUUAUGCCUUUCUUUUGGUCAGUAGAUACUGAGGAGAUGCUGGCUCUCGCAAUGUGACCCCACUGGACAAUGUUUUGUUAGUUUUUGGGAAACCCAGAGAAGUUCCACACGAGCAUCGAUAAUUUCCGGAGUCAAAUUAUCUCAAGUGAUUUGUAAUUGGUGAGGACGGCGCAGGUGGCAUGAAUAUGACCUCUAAGAAACCCAACAUUUUUUUCAGUUUACAAACUGGUUUGCGAUUUUAUCCCCUUCUCAUGCUUCUGCAAUCUCACACAGGUAGUCACGUUAGUUCGAGAGCUUCGGCGCACACUGUAUGCCACUGCCCCACGCACUCAUCGAUAGGCUUACAGGAAUUGCCCACAGACGGAUGCACCCAGUUCAAACUACCUUUGUAAGAUGGCACCUUGAAAAAGUUCUCUCACGCUAUGCGAUGAUGGUAAGAACCAACUUCAAUAAGAUGCCCUACAAGUUGACAUGGGCAGUUAAUAAGUUCCCGUUACUGCCCUUACCACCCACCGUGCGGGUUAAAAAGCCCUACUUUAGUUGUGAUCCAGUCGAUAGGGAUAGCGCGGAGAAGCACGCUCUCACCAGAUGACGUUAACCACUAACAACUCGCAGUCCGGAUUUAACCUCACGUCGUGCCUAGUUUCUUGCGCGCGCGCGCGCGCACGAAGACAAGAACGUGCGAACAAAUUGGGUUUUAGGACAGUUACUCAGUUCCCACACCCAUACUUUUUCCGUAUCCUCUCCCUUAACAUAAAGUGCUUCUUCUGUUAGCGUUGGAGGAGAAAAACCCCCACAAGAGCGUGGGCUUUCCAGCAUACAUGCCCACGCAUUGUCCACAGUCGGUUAACAAUCUUGUUAAGGGAUAAUCUCUGCCCACACUAUCUGAUGCUACCCACAAAUUGACUUUUCUCUCCCAAUUGAAAGUGACAAGUGCGCUUGCGUCGGCUUGGCGAAGCUCAGUUAUUUUCUACGGAUUUUUUCAAUUUUCUAGUGGUGGGCUUCAUGGGGUGAUGAGCCUAACAGCCUUUUCUUUUUAAUUACGCCAAUGGCAGAGGGUAGGACUCCAACUGACUUGGGGUUGCCUGUGGUUAGUGUCAUAUGUUAACUGGUGGUAGACUGGGUUUUUCGGGUGGCGUAACACACAGGACGGAGAGCAAGAAGAUACAGAAAAAAAAUAAGUUACUGCCGUGCUUCUUGUGCUAUGCUGUCAUAUAUCAAAGACAGUGGGCACGACAAUUUAAAAAAUAGACAAAGAGCAAUUUUAAAAAUAACGGAGACAACGGUAUAGAAAAGGGCCCCACUUAGCUAUCAGUAGACUGCUGAUCGUGUCGUAUGCGGUUGUAUCUUGGCAUACAUUUGCAGGCUGUUGCAGAAAUUACACUGCCAACAACACUUACUCCCCACGACCUCACACCUUAACUUGAGAUUAGCGACUUUGUAAAAUUUACUUUUUGGUUGUUGUUUAAUUACUAUUCUCAUUUCCGCUGCCGCACAAUAUCGUAGCACAGGACUUUCGGUAUAAAUCCAUGCAAUUUCUGUGUUUUCUUCCAUUUUUUCAGCUUACUGUCCAGCGUGCUGCCCCACCCACAAAACGCCCUUUACCACGAAUCGCAGUCUACUGACAGUUAUGUGGGGUCCUUCUCUAUACCCUUGGCAUAACGGAUUCUGAAUCAACCGCCGCCUGCAAGUUUACGCUAAGUCAAGAAGCCGGGGAAAUUUUGACUAAUAAGAACGGCGAGUAAUAAGUGAUGUUUGCAUUCACACGGAACUUUAGUUGCUUGCUACGUGGGGUCGUACACCCUCAAUUACGUUUGAAAAAUACGGGUCUGUUGGGGAGGGCAUCACUGUUUUGGAAAGGGUCAGCUGAAGCAUGAAAUACGUGCGCAUUCCAACGCAUGGAUUCUGUGGCACCUGAAACAUUAUUCGUCUGGAUGGAAGAUUCAGCGGCGCUGCGACAGUAACUCCGGAUACUCUACAGUUGGCAAAAAAUGAGCCAAAUAUUUCGUGUUUUUGCACCUAUUCGAAUGUGUUUUAGCACUUGACCUAGCUACUUUUGUGGAAGACUUUGUAGAAUAUUACAGGAAUAACUGCGUACAUUCCACUACUACCUGGGUACGCAUAGACCUUAAGGCUAAAGUACACUGUGAAAAACACCACAUGACCAGUGUAUGAAGGUGCACCCUCUCGUACGUAUGCCAGGUCUUUUUUCUAAGAGUUAGUGCGUCUUCCGGCACAAAAAAAGGUUUUGCUUGUCCUGCUACGCGCACCGAUGACAUUCAAAAUGUGCUGAAAUCAUUAGCAUCAAGUAAAGCCAUAAAGUACUUCCUGAGCAAUAACUACUGCCAAUUCUGUAAAAUCAUGCUAGGCUAGUUAAUAUAUCGCUGAAGGCUGAAUUCCUGUGGAAAUUCGUCCCAGAUACCUAGGACGAUCCUACCUGUAGCAUGGUUUUUUCUAGUGAUAUAAUUUUUUAAAGGAAUUAAUCUCUGUCAUCAUUUCUAAAUUCGUCCAUCAGUGCAGACGAAGUUUUUAUUUGACUACUUUAAUCAAAUGAAUACUGUCUGAAUUGAAUACUUACAUUAGGCUAUUUGGAUUCGCCAUACCCCCAGGCAAGAUGUCAUACCAGAGGCAGUAUCUACCGGCAAAGCACAUCGCGUUCGAAACCAACACAAACAUGUUAAGGCGUUGAAAGUUGUGAAUGUCAACUAAUAAUUGAAACCAAAGUUCUAGGAGCAUAAUCUCAUGCGCCUCGAUAAAAAAUAUUUGAUAAGGACUUCUAUGUUAUCAAAUCUGCUUUAUUGGAAAGAUCUGAUUAGAAAAAGAUCAGCUAAAGCAUAAGACGUUCAUACCGACCGGAGUUUGUGAGGUAGUUUACGGCGGAUCUAGAGAAAAUUGCUUAGAGUUUUGUUACAGUUUGGGACCUAUCACAUGAGAGGCGUCGAAACUUACGAACGAUCGUUGAUCACUUGUAAACCGACGCUAAUGCAUGGGCUUAAAAUCCGAUGUUAGUAAAUGCCAAUUUUAAGGAAAUUAAAACAUAACAGAAAUGUUACGUUGUUUAGCAGUACCAAUUUUUUAGAGAAGCAAAUGGUUGUAAUCAUGUAAACAUCUCUUUUCGAUGUACUGAAUAUCUGUCCACGCAAAAAAUGGGUAAAUAUGACGUCAGAAAUAAAACAACGCUUAAAAAUAGCGCCUUAGUGAAAUCUAAAUCUAAUACCAUUCAAGAAAUAGUGUAAUUUCGGGUACGGCGGUUUUCAAACAGCCCACGUUAUGAGUAUACAGUAGGAGGGCUAACUCGUGAAAUGUUAACGAAACUACGAAAUGCUUUUUUAUUUUGAAAAGAUUAAUUGAAUGGGGUUGUAAAACUAAUAAUUAUGCAGCAUAGUCUAUAAUUAUUCAGUUACGACAGGAUGCCGGCUUUUGAACGAACAUCUUCGCUGCUGCAUGUAAAAACAACACUCUGUAAAACCUGACUACUUAUGUAGCAUGCAUUACCCUCAAUGAUUUUCGAUGCCCUUAAAAAUCCAGUUAUUUUGCAUGGAAAACAUGCGUAAAAAUAUACAUCUUUCUGCUCAUCCGGUAGAAAGUCACGUUUUUUUCCAACAUUAUACUCGAAAGCAGGGUAAAAUGCGGUUUUAAAAAAGUUUCUAACUGUGAGAUUUUUUAAUACCGUGAAAUGGCCGUUCAUAAAACGCCAGGUCUCCGCAUUUACCAAUAUGGCUUGUAAAGCUAACAAUAUGGCUCAAGUCCACUGCCAAAUUUUAUGAACCCCAUAUGAUCUCUUCUUACUACUGUGAGAAAUGUAUGGUUAUCCGUGCGCGCCAAAUAGAGUGCUUGUAGUUUGGAAACCCUGAAUUUAAGUGUGACGGCAAGUCGGAUUCGAAAUUAUUCGGGAAUUGGAAAUGUUUUUGAAAACCGAAUGAAAACGUUUCUUCGAGUAUAAAAUUGAAAGAAGACGUAAUUUUCUAAUGAACGGGCAAAAGAAUGAAUAGCGUAUCAGUUUCUGUCAUCGGGUUUCGUGAGACAGGUCACGCACUGUACUUUGCCCAACUGCCGGCUUUGCAAACGCUGUUCGAAUUAAUUUUUUUCUCAUAUCCUGCAGCCAUAGAAAUUAACUAGGGGCUUUUGGUCUCGUCAGGAUUUUUAAACAUCUACUCACGGCUUAAAUUUUCCUCCUCUCCGACUCUCACUCUCCUUGUAGUCGCACGCUCGAAUCACAAAACAGAUCCUUAACGUCCGUAGUCGUCUCUCCGAAGUUCGACCCAUUGAGCUCAAACUACAGUACAUUUCGCGCUGGCAACAACUCACCGGCAACGGAGUCAUCUACUUUCUGGCUCGUUUCGAGACCACUGUACCGCUGGGGGCGGCUCUUGGUCUACCCCCGCAAACCGACUCUGACGGUGCAGUCCGCUUCUACUCCUACUCUGCCACCACCACCACCUUCGGUCAAAUCCAUCACCAGCAACUGAGCACAGAUCCGGAUUCUCGACAAGUCACCGUCUCAGUGAGCCGACGACCCGAGGUUGUGGGCAUCGGAUGCGGCCGUGUGGCGCGUUACGACCAGACUACUGGCGAAAUCCACGCCGCCUGGCGUCUAGACAGCGUCCAGGGCUGGCACGUCAAUCGUGAACUCAACGAACUCGUCCUGUUGCUGGCACCCAGUCCCGAGGAUGUCGCAGCAGCCGGCUCCACAAGCCCCGCCAGUGAGCCGCGGGGUGGACGUGUCAUAAUUCGGCCGCUUGAGGUGACCGUACAGAAGGUUGCCGAGGCUUUGGGAGCCAAUGUCUUCCUCAGUCUCCGCUCCCCCACAAAGAGUCAGGAAUUGGACGAAGCUCGUUUCUACAAGCUGAUUGGUGCACCCCGCAACAAUGCUCUGGCUUUGCCCGUUGUGUGA